This is a messenger RNA of Momordica charantia (bitter melon), 2089 nucleotides long. Its product is annotated as F-box protein At2g32560. The record is from RefSeq and is a predicted model, not a curated record. Gene Ontology annotation, molecular function: protein binding. Lineage: Eukaryota; Viridiplantae; Streptophyta; Magnoliopsida; Cucurbitales; Cucurbitaceae.
UGUGUCGGUGCUCUCUCAUGAAUUUGGUACAAGUUAGGCAGCAGCUGAGCUCCCCCUUUAAUGCAGCUUCCACCCCCACCUAAAAUUUUCCAUUCACAAAGUUUUACCCUCGUUUUUCUCUCUCUGCAUUUUGGGGUUUUUGUGGUUUUGAGGAUUCCCAAGUCUCUAUCUCCACUGGGCUGUGCUCCAAUUUCAGCUUCUAUUUCGUUUCUUUCAAGAUUUGGGGAUUCUGUUUCUCGGUCUCUCAAUCCAAAUCAAUUAGUUGAUUCAUUACUCCCAUCCCCAUGUCUCUCAAACAAGCUUCACCACUCUGAAACCGAGCAUUUAAUAUUUCCCUGCUCUUCAAGGUGUUGCAGCCUCUUGCUGUUUCUUGGCGACAAAUGCUUGUCGGUUGCGCUGUCUACAACGCUCGCUCUCAUCAUAGAAAACUUUGUCCCCAAACCAAGUUAAAUCAGCUGUUUUCAGCUGUCGUUUUUUGGGCUAUUGGGUGUUGAUUUUCCUCACAAUUCUGAUGCUAAAUCCGAAGCAAUUCAGCUAGAAUUGCACUGAGAAAUUACAAUGUUGUAUCUGCUCAUCUCCUUCCUCUCCUUCCUCCUCCUCCUCCUCUCCAAGUCAUUCUCUCGCAAACGCCUGCCGCCAUGGGAGCCCAACAUGAGCUUCUUAUCUGCUUUUCUCGUCUCCUGGUUCCACAAAAGGAGCCUUCAUCUGAGCCUUUUUCAAGUUCUCAAUUCGCCAUUGAAGAACAUCCCGUGUAGCUCAAAACUAGAUAAGAAUGUAGAGGAGGAACUGAAAGAGGGGAGCUCCAUCGGCCUCUUGGAUCUACCCGAGCUGGCCCUCGAAUCGAUUCUGGACCGCCUUUCGCCCGCUGAGCUGUGUAAGAUGGCAACUGUGUGUUCUCAUCUGAGGGAUGUUUGUGGAGAUGACCAUUUGUGGGAGAAGCGGAUGAAGCAGAAAUGGGGGAAGUUGAUGGGUGAUUCUGCUCGUCAAGAAUGGCAUAUGCAUAUGCCGCAUAGAAGAAAAUCAAAGCCCUCAAUUCCAUCUCAGAAGAGGGGUUUGCUGAGUUCAUAUUUUGGUGGUUGGUGUUUGGUGUUGAUUAGACCAAAAUCAGAAUAUAAAAGCAAGAGCAGAAGAAGUUGUUUGCCAAUUGGUUCUAUCAAGGCUUGGUAUCUAUCCCUCGAGAGUGGCAAGCUUUGGUUCCCAGCUCAAGUGUACAAUAGACAGAAUGGUCAUGCUGGUUUCAUGUUGUCUUGUUAUGAUGCUCAAGUUUGCUAUGAUUCGCAGACCGACAUGUUUCGGGCGAGGUACCUACCUCAGGGACGGGCGAUAGAGGAAGAUAUUGAUUGGAACAGGGUGAGAGCAGCACCCAUUGAUAUCCCUCCUCGUGUUCUUCACGUCUCCGAUUGCUUAGCCGACUUGAAACCGGGGGAUCAUAUUGAGGUUCAAUGGAGAAAAAGCAAGGAAUUUUCUUAUGGCUGGUGGUUCGGGGUCGUCGCCCACUUAGAGGCAUGUGAUGGGAAUGUGAACAACUGCCACUGUUGCUGCAAUGAUAUGGUGGCGUUGGAGUUCGCUCAGUACAGCGUCGGGUCUCGAUGGAGAAGGACGGUGAUAAACAGGACGAGCCACAAGGAAGAAGGCAAUGAAGGAGAUGGGUAUUAUGGAGGAGUAAGGAAACUGUACAAAUCAGAGGAAAUUACAAGGUGGAUGUGCUUCUGGCCUAAUCGAGUUUUGGAAUAGAAUCACUAUAUUCAUUUACACUUUCAUGGCUUCUGUUUUCUUUGUACAUAUUUUACUUUUUCUUAACCCUCUCCAUUUUUCUCUCAAAUUGUGAGUUAUUUGGAGGCAUUGGCAUUCCUUGGAGAGACUCUCAAAUUUGGAGGUUGAUUCAUAAUUCGGGCUUCUGUUAUUUUCUCAUAUUUCAAAGAGAUUUUUUUUUUUUUUUAGUUCUGAGGGUAUUUUUGGAAUAUUAAUGGUUUCUAAGUUGUCUUUCUAUUUUUAUAGGUGACAAUGUACUCAUGUCAUUUGAUUUCAAAUAGCUUAGAUUUUGUUCUUGCUUCCCACCCAUUAGAAAUAAAAGAUCAAAUUUGAGCAA